Topomyia yanbarensis is the source of this 827-nucleotide messenger RNA. Its product is annotated as protein ultraspiracle-like. The record is from RefSeq and is a predicted model, not a curated record. Gene Ontology annotation, molecular function: zinc ion binding; nuclear receptor activity; RNA polymerase II cis-regulatory region sequence-specific DNA binding. Gene Ontology annotation, cellular component: activator ecdysone receptor complex. Gene Ontology annotation, biological process: positive regulation of transcription by RNA polymerase II; cell differentiation; cellular response to ecdysone. The transcript has 3 exons. The annotation marks the transcript as partial. NCBI's taxonomy places the organism in Eukaryota, Metazoa, Arthropoda, Insecta, Diptera, Culicidae.
UAUUUCGGUGCAAAUAUGCUAUUUCUAAUCACACAUUCCUCUUUUCUCACCACCCCAGGUUUCGAUGCCACCCUCGUCGGUCACUUGGGACCACUGUCCCCGCAGGACAUGAAGCCGGAUCUCAAACCGGACAUCUCGUUGCUAAACGGAAGUGUGGGCCCAUUCUCACCCGGUAACAACUGUGGCCCGGCUAGCCCCGGCACCUUCAACCAGCAGGUCGCAGCAGUUCUCCAGCAGCAGCAAAAUGUCAACAGUCAAAGCAGUCUCAACAGUCCGCAACAGCAGAUGCAAAAUUCUGCCGGCGGUGGUGGUGGUGGCGGUGGUGUUAGUGGCGGAGGAGGUGUUGGAUCCGGGCAGCACUAUCCACCAAAUCACCCGCUUAGUGGUUCGAAGCAUCUUUGCUCGAUCUGCGGCGAUCGGGCCAGUGGAAAGCACUACGGUGUCUAUAGCUGUGAGGGAUGCAAAGGAUUUUUCAAACGGACGGUGCGGAAGGAUCUGUCCUACGCCUGCCGGGAGGACAAGAACUGCACGAUAGACAAACGCCAAAGAAACCGCUGCCAGUACUGUCGCUAUCAGAAGUGUCUCGCCUGCGGUAUGAAACGGGAAGCCGUCCAGGAGGAGCGGCAACGGAGUUCCAAGUUCUCCAUAAAGGUAAAGAAUGAGGAAAUCAAUUCUACCAGUUCGGUGCGUGAUGUUACGAUCGAGCGAAUCCAUGAGGCUGAACUGCUGAGCGAACAGAAGAGUGGUGAUAAUGCGAUUCCGUAUCUUCGAGUCGGGUCCAAUUCGAUGAUUCCGCCGGAAUUCAAGGUGAGCUUGGUUUGCUGUGU